Rhodotorula toruloides NP11 is the source of this 1104-nucleotide messenger RNA. RefSeq lists its product as uncharacterized. NCBI's taxonomy places the organism in Eukaryota, Fungi, Basidiomycota, Microbotryomycetes, Sporidiobolales, Sporidiobolaceae. The transcript is spliced from 2 exons. The record is from RefSeq and is a predicted model, not a curated record. Bases 1 to 1104 code for a protein of 367 amino acids.
AUGGAGAGCGAUGGGUACACAACGGCUGAACAAACCUCGCUCGACGCGACUCCCUCGAACUCGUUGCCCGGCAGCGACUAUCUCACCAACCUCCCUACCGAGCUCUUCUCUACCAUCUGCGAGCUCGUCCGCAAGAGCACGGAGGGACCGUAUCUCGGCCUCGUCUCGCAACGUUUCCUGCCUUUCGCUCGCCGACGCGCAUUCAGCGCAGUGCGCAUACGGUCCGUCCAGCGCCUUCAUCGACUCCACAGCGCCGUUGUAUGCUGUCCCGAACUCGCCGGCGUCGUCUUGGCGGUCGAGAUUAGCGGGUACGGCCAUGGCGGGUUUGAGGCGGGCAUCGAGCUUUUUCGCCACCUCCUCGCCGCUCUCGUCAACUUGCGCCAACUCCAGAUUUGCUACAUGGCCAAGAGCCUUUGGCCUGUGGUGCUGGAAGGCGGAGAAGCCGGCGGCUUGCCAGCUCUUGAACGCAUCAUACUGCACGACUGCCUCUCUGGCGCACAGAUGGCUCGCCUUCCGGAGACAAUCCAUCAGCUUCGCCACUAUCCUCAGCUGCGAUUCCUGCGCCUGCAGGUCAUCGACCUUUACUGGCAGCGGCCUGACUUCACGAUGGUCAAGCCUCUGCAAACGCAGCCGCUCAGAAUGGAUCGGAUCGCCUACUUGGACAUCGACAGCCCAGAACCUUACCAACCAAUGUACCUGCGACUUCUGCAAGCCUGCACCUCGUUGGCAGAGUUGUCUCUCCACGUGCACCGAUACGGCGGAAGUGUCGCGGCGGCAAUCCAAGCUCUACCGAAUCAGCUCGCCCUGCAGCACCUCACGCUGCACUCGACUCAGAGUGCCCGUCCUACACUUCCCGCGGAUCACCAGCUGCACAACCUGUUCACCUUGACGCUCGGAGAUCGCCUGCCGCUCAAGUCGAUCCUCCCCAACCUCUCCUCCCUCCGCCGUCUCGAACGCCUCGUCUGCCGCACAGAGACGGUCGCAACGGACGACUUCCUCAUGCUCCUCGCCGAUUACACCAUGCGACCGCCCGGUCUCGAAGAGAUCGUCUGCGACUUCUCCCUUCGAUCCGAUUCGUCCCCUCCUCCUGGCAUCAACUUCUAG